This is a messenger RNA of Ooceraea biroi (clonal raider ant), 4535 nucleotides long. RefSeq names its product dual specificity mitogen-activated protein kinase kinase 7. Lineage: Eukaryota; Metazoa; Arthropoda; Insecta; Hymenoptera; Formicidae. Gene Ontology annotation, biological process: protein phosphorylation. The record is from RefSeq and is a predicted model, not a curated record. Gene Ontology annotation, molecular function: protein kinase activity; ATP binding.
GCUGCCAAAAAGGGGCAGUGCGUAGAGUGGCGUAGAGUGAUGCGAAAAUUGUCAAAUAUCUGGUGCACGGUGGCGGUGCGGCGAGCCCGGUGAGUCCGGUGGUGCGAUUUGGCGUGGUGUGCGAGGACGUAGCCGCGUAGCAGCCAGUGAGCAGCCGCAUGCGGAUGCGAUGUCGAGCACCCUCGAGAAGAAGAUCAUGAACCUGGAGGAACGGCUGCGGGCGGAGAACGAGUCGCGCGACAGAGACAGGCACGGCGGCGAGGUUGGAGGUCCGGGUAUGGGCCUGCACUCGACACCGUCGGGCCCCAUGUCCAGCCCGGCGCUACGCAGACCUCGACAACUCGGAGACAUGGGUACUCCUACUCGGCCCAGAAAGCAGCUGGAUCUGCCAGUGUCACAGAUGGUGCCGCCAAAGAAACACGACAGUGAGUUUGAGUCAAAACUGCAGGAAAUCAUGAAAAUGAACGGCAUCUUGAACAUCAACGGCCAAAGAUACCAGACAGAAAUGAAGGAUUUAGAGCACUUGGGCGAGCUUGGUAAUGGCACUUGUGGUCACGUUGUCAAGAUGAAGCACAAACCUAGUGGUGUAGUGAUCGCUGUGAAGCAGAUGCGACGCUCCGGCAAUGCGGAGGAGAAUAAGAGGAUAAUCAUGGAUCUUGACGUCGUGCUCAAGUCACAUGAUUGCCCGUACAUCGUGCAGUGCCUAGGUUGCUUCAUCACCGAGUCGGAUGUGUGGAUCUGCAUGGAACUGAUGGCGACGUGCCUUGACAAGCUAUUGAAACGCAGCAGACAGGCGAUACCGGAGGAUUUCUUAGGCAAAGUUACAGUAGCAACAGUAAAAGCAUUGUCGUACCUGAAAGAGAAGCAUGGCGUAAUUCAUAGAGACGUGAAACCUAGUAACAUAUUGCUCGACGAGUCGGGAGGAGUGAAGCUUUGCGACUUCGGGAUAUCUGGCAGAUUGGUCGACAGCAAGGCGAAGACGAGAAGCGCGGGUUGCGCGGCGUACAUGGCUCCUGAAAGGAUAGACCCACCUGAUCCUACCAAGCCGGACUACGAUAUAAGGGCGGACGUCUGGAGUCUGGGCAUUACUCUGGUGGAGCUAGCUACAGGAGUAUUUCCUUAUCGAGACUGCAAGACUGAUUUUGAGGUACUGAGCAGAGUGGUACAGGACGAUCCUCCAUCUCUGCCGCUUGACACGCCCUUCUCCAAGGAAUUCCGAAGCUUCGUCAGCUGUUGUCUCACGAAGAAUUACAAACACCGGCCGAAGUACCACAAGCUCAUGGAACACCCGUUCAUCCGCAAGUACGACGUUCUGCACGAUGGCGAGACGAACUCCUCUCUACCGAACUCCGGCUACCAGUGGUUCGGCAGGGUGAUGCGGCAACUAGAACCAAGUUCCAGGUUGCCGGGAGGGCAGCAGCAGCAACAACAGCAGCAGCAGCGAGUUUCAGGCCACGUAUCUCUGAAGCAGACGGCCCAUCUUCGAGCACAGACCGAAGUGCCGGCUUUCCUAAGAAGCAACGUCAACAGUAACGUCACAAGAGACCCACCAAAUUCCGGCUUUCUGUCGUUCCAUCAGCGUUCUAACAGCGAGAACAGCGCGAACUACGUGUCCUACAGUCCGUACGCCCUCCGCCGGAGGGAGAUCGCGCGGCCGUUCUCACCACCAAUGUCCAAGGACGUGGAACAGCCGGAACCGAAUCCGCCGCGAUCGUUUUCGCCGUACCGGCAGCAGUACGAACAAACCAUCACCAGGCACCAGGAUUAUUCCUCGAAUCGCUGCGCGACAACGACGAACGGUCAAGGUAAACAGGAGACAACGGCGACAACGAUAACAAGGCCGUUCUCUCCUUACAGGACGCAAGAUGCGUCCAACCUGGGCAACAACGGUCGAUCGUAUUCCCCGUAUCGGAGUAGCCGCUACGACGAGCGCGACAGCAACAAGGCGGACCGAUGGCAGGGCGUCACGAGGUCGCUGAGUCCCCUUGCUAGAGACUACUCGCCCUGGCGGCGAGAGAACGUCGAUCCCCCCGGUGUCAUUCAGCCGCCGCCGCCUAUCAAGUGCGACAACGGCGGUCGUUACUCGCCAUUUUUGCAACAACGACUCGUGCAAUCUGCACAACCCGCGGCGGCACCCCAUACCCAUCCGCAGGUGCAGGAUAUCUACGGUAGUCCGAUGAUUAGCCGCAAAAGGUUUCCUUCGGAACCACCACCGCAAGGAUCUCACGGCUCCACUAGUCCGCAAUUGCUGAUCUCUCGUUUCGCGCAUCAGCUGAAGCAGGAAUCUCCCCCGUCGUCGCUGGUGAUGCCGCCGCAGCAGCAGGGCGCCGGUUCGAAGGAGUCCGCGAAGAAGCGCUUCGCGUCCUACGUACGACUCAGGCUCGGCAGCGAGCGCGCUCCCUCGCCGGAGCCACCGCCGAGGCUAAGUCGCGGCGAGUCCCCGCUUGCCCUUAGGAGGAACUUAGUCGAUCAGGCGUCCCCCGCCUGUCAGCGAAAGUACAUCUCGCCUCCUCCGCCUCAGCCGCCGCCCAGGAGACUGUCGGAGAGCAGUUCCGUACCCGGUAGCCCGCAGCACGUGCGUGCCCGCCUGCGUUACACGCCCGAGCCUCAGAGGAGACCGCCGCCGCCGCCAUAACCCACCGCUACAAUCAAUAAGCCUUAUUAUUCCUUGUUGGUGCCAUACGCGACUACGGACAUCCGGACAGCGAUCACGUGCACCACGUAGUACCGAAGUGUGUCGUUACUCGACGACGAUUGCGCGCACAGAGUGCUUCACAGAGCGUGUACGUACACGGUGUGUUCUCGGACGUUGUAAAGCCAGGAAAAGAAGAAGAGGAAGAGGAAGAUACAAGUACCGAAAAGCGUAUUCUUAAUACUCGAGCCGCCGCGAACUCGAUCGCGCGCGCGAGUCGAAGGUCGUUGUACGGGAAUUGUCGAUUUAACGUGCGAAACGACUGGAACUGCAACAGCUUUUGGCCUGAAUUCAAGAUUUCUCGAGACGCAUCUUUGGGCGCGGAUGAUGCUUCUGACUUGGAAAAUUGCCUUAUGGGACUCGCCGAGUCUCUAGCUAGUGAAUAUUUCAAAUUUCGAAUAUUUCACGAGUAUUUUCUGAAUUCCUUAUUGAUGUUAGAAUAAGCAAGAAUGAGACGCGACUGUUUUCAAAGUGGAAAACGCUUCGCACGCUAAACUCGCUUUCUGCACGGCCGUGGCCUUUAGCUGACCUGCGUCGAUCGCCUCGUUUAACUUAACUCUAAUGCGUAGAAAAAGUCCACGACGACGAUGAGACGUCUCUCUUACGAGAUACGAUACAAAGGGAUUAAAAAUUGCGAAAGGCAAUCCUCGAAUCGCGGGAUCAGGUGUUCCUUUUGAAUUUCAUUGAAUUCUUAGCGAUUUCUUGUAUUUCGCAAUGUAUUCUAAAAACAAAUAGCAGAUUUUCGACGGGAGUUGACGUUAUUAAUUGAGGGUACAAUCGACGCCCCCCGAGGACCGCGUGCAUAAUAAACAUACGUUUUGCACAAGCGAGGGAGCCGUUCGCGCUGUGAGCGAACGCCCGCGUUGUUCGCAGUUUUUCCCCUCGCCGACGCGAGACGCGAGAAUCGAAUUACCUUCGUCAAUAAUAUUCUUCUCGACGUAUAUUUAUUGAUAGUACGCAACGAGAAAAAUACGAUGCUCAACUUUUUAUAUCGCUUGCACAUUAAAGUGACGGAGGAAUGUACGACAUUAACCGCGAUGUACCGCGAUGUAUUUCUUGAAAGAAAAAAAAAAUCACCACAUACACACACGCAGGAGAGAUACGGUAUGGUGUAUGUGAAAAACGCGUAAACCGUUCCUAUCGCUCUUUGUUUACGCUGCUUUCUGUCGAUCUUGAAAAUCUUAAUCGCGCGAAAGAGAACGAGAGAGAGAAAGAGAGAGAGAGUGUAUGUGUGUGUGUGUGUGAGAGAGAGAGAAAGAAAAGAAUAAGCGCAACGAAACUCGUUCUCUUCUCUCUCGGAUGGCCUUGUGGUAUCUCUGCGACUCGAGUUAGUCUCUCAGCGAUCUUUUCCACGUUUUAUUAUUAAUAUUAUUAUUAUAGCUAUUACAUCAUAAUUUGUAUAAAGUAACAUACGGAGCAAGAGCGAGUCGUUCAGAAUACGCAGUCGAGAGUCUCAAUAUCGAGAGUGAGAGCGCGGGUGUUAACGACGGCGGAUAUUAUCGUUCACAUUCGACUCUUAUAUUCGUUACGCGAGAAGGAAAGAAAACAAAAAAAAAGAGGAAACGAAGGCACAAUAAUGUUGCAGCAGCACACCUCGUAGGACCUUACGACUACGAAGCACGAAUGUAUAUUACUUACUCAAAAUCGGCAAGGUGUGCAAGACGUUACACAUCCACACACACACACAUUACAAAAAAUACACACACACGGUUAGGAUGCUGUAAUUAUUAUUUUUAAUUAACAUUUAAUCCCUAACUACGUUCAAGUCUACACUUGUAAUCGCCUUUGUCGUUUAUUUGACAAAAGGAUCUGUUGUAAUGUAAAUAAACUUAUAUUUAUACGA